Messenger RNA from Mercenaria mercenaria, 1858 nucleotides. Its product is annotated as proline-serine-threonine phosphatase-interacting protein 1-like. NCBI's taxonomy places the organism in Eukaryota, Metazoa, Mollusca, Bivalvia, Venerida, Veneridae. Gene Ontology annotation, cellular component: plasma membrane; cytoplasm; actin filament. The record is from RefSeq and is a predicted model, not a curated record. The coding region runs from base 257 to 1525 and encodes 422 amino acids. Gene Ontology annotation, molecular function: actin filament binding. The transcript is spliced from 13 exons. Gene Ontology annotation, biological process: actin filament polymerization.
CGUAAUGCAUAACGAUCCGUUUUGAAUGUUACGCUUGCUUGAUUUUGUUUAUAAUCAUAUAUCUGUGGUGAAUUAAGGAAGUAAAAAAGUAUAUGCUGGAAGUCUGCACCACAUAGUCAGUUAAAUUGUAUUUUGUAUACGGACUUUGUUACUUACUGAGGAAGUUAAAAAAAAACUUGUGUGUGCAUAAAUGACACUUAAAAUGUAAUUUUAAUUGUAUAAAUGUUCUAAGAGCCUUGCAUUAGAACUUUUGAGGAUGACCCGCGGAUUAACUUUCAGUGAGGCGUUUUGGGACAGUGAUAUUAUAGGGACGUAUGGCUGGGAGACGUUGUGCAGACGUAUGAAAGAGGGCAGGAAAGUUUGCACUGAAGUUGCCCAUUACCUGAAGGAUAGGGCGAAGGCCGAGGCAGACUAUAGCAAAGCCUUACAAAAUCUAGCAAGGAAGGCUGAUGGUAAAGAGGAAACUGGGGUACUUGGUGAGAGCUGGAGAAACCUGAAAGCACAAACAGAGAGAAUUGCCUCCGUGCACGAGGAAGCAUCGAGCCUCUUCAGUAGUUACAUGGAAGAAGUAACUAAAUUUAACGAGGAACAAACCAGAGUGAAAAAACAGACGGAAGAAAAUGUGAAGAAGUACAUACAAAGCAAGAAGAAUGAAUUUCAGAAAACAAUGUCAUUGAAGAAGACAUACGAAGAUAAAUGCAAAGAUUUCAAUAACGCCGAAGAAACUCUGAAAACUGCCAAGUCGUCUGUUACAACGAAAAAGAAUGAACUAGAAAAGGCAGAGUCGAAGGUGAAUAAAGCGAAAGACAAUCGUGAAAAUGCAGACAUGGCAUAUCGCAGUAGCGUAGACAAUUUAGAAAGCACAAGAAGUACGUGGGAACGGGAAACUAUUCAAGGAUGCAAUCAAUUUGAAGAUUUGGAAGUAAAGCGAAUAGAGUAUUUACGUGACUUGUUGUGGCGAAUAACAAACGUGGAUUCAACUGUUUGUCUCAAUCACGACAACUGCAGCGAGAGUGUUCGUAAUAUUUUAGAAAACUGUGAUGUCGCAACAGAUAUUCAAGAUUUUAUAGAAAAUAACAAAUCUGGAAGCAAAAAACCAGAUCCUGUACUCUAUGAGAACUAUUAUAAUGGAAAGGCACUACCCCCAAGUCGACCGCCGGCAGGACUUCCACUGGCACUCCCGAAACAGGCUCCGGCACGACCGCCCGUGAAACCACCUUCACCGACCAGACCUCCACCUAGACCAAACUUACCAGAUGACGGACUAUAUGCAACAGUGGAUCCUGCGGCCAAUACCAACAGUAAGAAUAAGGCAAUAUAUCUGCAAGUAGUGCGUGAACAUCAAAAAACUAACUCGGUGUCCGUCUCUGAGCUAGCGGUUAGUGUUGGAGACAUUUUGGAAUACAUAGGAGAGACACACGUUCCGGGAAUGGUCAAAGUUAAAAACAACAACAGACUUGUUGGCUUUAUACCUAAAACAUGUGUCAAGGUGUAUGACCCUGAUACUCCCUUGAUUACUUUUUAAACAAAAUUUGGAUAUAAUAUCAGAUUAUUUAAAUAUGUGAAUGUCUUGUCCACUACAAACAAACGCAAAAUCUCGAUAGACAAUGUUUUGACAGCAAUAAAGCCAUUUAAAGUGUAAUAAACUGAACUUCCAUUUCCGACAAGAAAAAUUCUCCUGUUUUCAUAUUAUAUUUAUACGUACUGUUUAUGGGAAAGCAUUUCGCUGUUUAUAUGCUAAAAUUGGGUAUGAAAAGCUAAUAUAUUGCAAUAUUUUCAUGUCAUUUCGACAGUAUUUUAUAUUAUACAUGUAGUUGCCACCAUGUGCGCUUCAAUAAAUUUUAUGGUUUUUUUUAUA